AAAUUGUCAUACUUCAAACAAUUUUAAAAUAAAUAAAAGUGUGCAAACUGGUUAAAGUUUAAACUAAUUUGACUAAUUAUAAGAGCGUACAAGUAUUACAGUAAAAUUUGAUGUAGAAUUAUUGUUGGUAAAUAAUGGCGGAAUAUACUAAACCUCCUCUUGAUAAAGAUUUAGUGAACUUUUCGCAAAAAAAUGAUUACGAUUCACUCGCAAAGUAUCUCAUUGGAAACAUUUAUAGAUAUCGUGAAAAUAUAAUAAUUCCAAGAGUGUUAGGUCCUGUUAUUAUUAAAACAAAUGAAGAGAAAAUGAUUGAAUCCACAAUCGAAAGUUGCCCCUUUAAAUCAUUGACCAGUUGCAUUAUAGGAUAUGGUCUUGGUCUUGCUGUUGGUUUGUUCACAUCCUCUCUUAUGCCAAAUAUGACUGAUCCAAUGGCGCAACAAAACCAGACUGCGAGAGAAAUUCUACGAGAAAUGAAAACAUCAAUGUUAAGUUAUGCUAAGAAUUUUGCAAUACUCGGAGCAGUUUUCUCUGGAGUAGAAUGUUGUAUCGAGUCAGCUAGAGGAAAGUCUGAUUGGAAAAACGGAACAUACGCAGGUGGUGUAACAGGAGGUCUCAUUGGGUUACGGGGUGGAUUAAGGGCCGGAGUGUUUGGUGCUGCUGGAUUUGCCGCAUUUUCAACUGUAAUUGAUUACUAUAUGCAUCAACGUUGAAAAGUUUAAUUAGGACAAUAUGUUAUUAAAUUAAAUUAGUUACCAAA
Pieris napi is the source of this 757-nucleotide messenger RNA. RefSeq names its product mitochondrial import inner membrane translocase subunit Tim22. Gene Ontology annotation, molecular function: transmembrane protein transporter activity. Gene Ontology annotation, biological process: protein insertion into mitochondrial inner membrane. The transcript is spliced from 3 exons. The record is from RefSeq and is a predicted model, not a curated record. The coding region runs from base 135 to 710 and encodes 191 amino acids. Gene Ontology annotation, cellular component: TIM22 mitochondrial import inner membrane insertion complex. NCBI's taxonomy places the organism in Eukaryota, Metazoa, Arthropoda, Insecta, Lepidoptera, Pieridae.